Molecule: messenger RNA, 2536 nt
Organism: Musa acuminata subsp. malaccensis (wild Malaysian banana)
Lineage: Eukaryota; Viridiplantae; Streptophyta; Magnoliopsida; Zingiberales; Musaceae
Product: probable beta-D-xylosidase 6
Biological process (GO): xylan catabolic process; arabinan catabolic process
Cellular component (GO): plant-type cell wall
Molecular function (GO): xylan 1,4-beta-xylosidase activity; alpha-L-arabinofuranosidase activity
Source: RefSeq, a predicted model, not a curated record
CGCUGGAGUUAACUAAAGGUAUCAUUUCCUACUCCGAUGAUAGCACUAAAGCCAACCACCGGACACGACCAAGUCAGCUUCAGAUCCAGAUGAGGAGGCUUCAUCUGCAUCGGCAAUCGAUCCUCCAAUUCCUCCUCUAUCUCUUCACAUGCUUCAGUCCACCAAUCGCCUGUGACGAGCUCCCGAAGGCGGCAUGCGAGCCCCCAGGCUACGCCUCCUUCCCCUUCUGCAACACCUCCCUCCCCGUCCACGCCCGCGCCCGCGCCCUCGUCUCCCUCCUCACCCUCCCGGAGAAGAUCCAGCAGCUCUCCAACGGCGCCGCGGCCGUCCCCCGCCUCGGCCUCCCGGCCUACCAAUGGUGGUCCGAGUCCCUCCACGGCGUCGCCUCCAACGGCCCCGGCGUUGCCUUCGGCGGCCCCGUCCGCGCCGCCACCGGCUUCCCCCAGGUCAUCCUCUCCGCCGCCGCCUUCAACCGGACGCUAUGGCGCGCCCUGGCUCGCGCCAUCGCCGUCGAGGCCCGGGCCAUGCACAACGUCGGUCAGGCCGGCCUCACCUUCUGGGCGCCCAACAUCAACAUCUUCCGGGACCCUCGUUGGGGCCGCGGGCAGGAGACUCCCGGCGAGGACCCCCUGGUGGCGUCCGAGUACGCCGUCCAGUACGUAAAGGGAUUCCAGGGCGAGUACGACGGCGGCGGCAGCUCCAGCUCGAUGAUGCUCUCCGCCUGUUGCAAGCAUUACACUGCUUAUGAUCUGGAGAAGUGGGGCAAUUUUACUCGGUACACGUUCAAUGCUCAGGUGACAGAGCAGGACAUGGAGGACACAUACCAGCCUCCAUUCCGGAGCUGCAUCCAAGAAGGCUUUGCGAGUUGCCUCAUGUGUUCCUACAAUCAAGUCAAUGGCGUGCCCGCUUGUGCUCGAGGCGAUCUUUUAGAGAGAGCUCGAAAGGAAUGGGGAUUCCAGGGGUACGUGACCUCAGACUGUGAUGCUGUUGCGAUCAUCUAUGAAGACCAGAAGUACUCUGCUUCCCCUGAAGAUUCCAUAGCCGAUGUUCUAAAAGCAGGAAUGGAUAUCAAUUGCGGAACGUAUAUGCUUCGGUUCACCGAGUCCGCAGUGAAGAUGGGGAAGGUGCAGGAGGAAGACAUCGAUCGCGCGCUCCUCAAUCUAUUCUCGGUUCAGCUGAGGCUUGGCCUCUUCGAUGGCGUUCGAGCCAAGAAGCGGUUUGGGUGGCUAGGACCCGACAGUAUUUGCACUGCGGAGCACCGGCAGCUUGCUCUUGAAGCUGCGAGGCAGGGCAUCGUCCUCCUCAAGAACGACAGAGGUUUUCUGCCCCUAAGGAAGCAUGAAGUGUCUUCCUUGGCCAUAAUAGGCCCUGCGGCCGACGAUGCGAGCAUCUACGGCGGCGAUUACACAGGCGUUCCCUGCGACCCGAUCACGUUCUUGGACGGCAUCCGGUCUUAUGUUCCGAGAACAUCGUCCGCUCCCGGGUGCAUCGACGUGCCCUGUAAAUCCAAGGAUGGAUUCGAGGAAGCCGUGACCGCCGCCAAAUUUGCAGACGUAGUCAUUGUGGUUGCUGGACUCAACCUCACAGAAGAAACUGAAGACCACGAUCGGGUCAGCCUCCUGCUGCCCGGCAAACAGAUGGAUCUCGUAAGGGCCGUCGCCGGCGCCAGUAAAGCUCCGGUCGUGCUCGUCCUCAUGGGCGGUGGCCCCAUAGACGUUUCCUUCGCAGCAGAUGACCCAUUGGUCGCUAGCAUUCUCUGGAUCGGAUACCCAGGUGAAGUGGGAGGGCAAGCGCUCGCAGAGGCUCUCUUCGGCGACGCCAACCCAGGUGGGCGGUUGCCGGUGACAUGGUACCCAGAAUCCUUCACCGACGUCCCCAUGAACGACAUGAACAUGAGAGCUGAUCCCUCGCGAGGCUAUCCUGGGCGAACCUAUCGAUUCUACACAGGCAAAGCGGUCUAUGAAUUCGGCGACGGGUUGAGUUACUCGAGCUACUCCUACAAGUUCUUGCGGGCGCCUCAAAGGAUUAGGCUGUCAGGAUCAUCUGCCGAGAGUUACAUCGACAGGGAGCCUCCAUACGCGACGAAGGAUGGACGCGAUUUACUGGGAGUCGAGGAGGUCUCGUCUUGUGAUGCACUGAGAUUUCGAGUGCAGGUGUCUGUCGUCAACAAGGGCGAUGUGGACGGCAGCCAUGCUGUGUUGCUGUUCUGGAGACCGAGGGCGAUCGGCGAAGGCUCGCCGCGGAAACAGUUGAUUGGAUUCGAGCGCGUGCAUGCAACAGCUGGUGGGGAAGCGGAAGCUGAGAUCGUGGUUGACCCAUGCAAGCAUCUGAGCGUAGUCAAUGAGAAGGGGAGGCGGCUGCUGCCUCUGGGAGCUCAGGUUCUGACGCUGGGGGAUUUGGAGCACCAGUUGCUUAUUGAGGCCUAAAGAUGGGAGGCGAGAAUAAGAGAUUGAACGUAGAAGUGGGUCAGAUAUUUGUUAAUGAUUUAUGAAGGCAAUUACCGGAUACAGAUUAAUUGACCUUAUUAAUUUGAUGA